AUGGCUCGCCACGGGGAUACUCGCUCACCAUCACCUGUAGGCAGCACGUUUUCUUCAUCUCGGCGGUCUCGCAGAGAUGAUGAUCGCUAUGACAGAAGCAGGCGGGAUGAUGGGCGUAGCUACCGCAGAUCUCGCAGCCCAGAGAGACGAUACCGAGAGCGCGACCGCCCUCGUGAAAGAGAUGGAUAUCGACGCCGAGAUGGUCCUGUAGACAGGCGCGAUGAAGACACUUAUCGACCAGCACGCAGAGACCGAUCCCGAGACCGCCGACGGGAUGAUGAUCAUGAUUUUCGUCGCAGGAGUCGUGAUAGGGACUAUCCAAACAGGCGAGAUGACUCCCGCGAACGGGAUCGCAGGCGGAGAGAUGGAUCUGCUGAUUUGAAGCCCAAGCCUAGACGGGAUGACAGCCGUGAUCGCGCUCCGAACCGACGAUCUACAUCCAGAACUCAAGAGCCACCAAAACCGCCCACGCCGGUCCGAACCGCCCAGACAGCCGAGGAGAAGAAAGCAGAGAGACUUGCCAAGCUUGAAGCGUGGAAACAGAAGCAAGCCGCUGAGCGGGCGAAGAAGGAAAGCGGACAGCCAAAAGAUGAUACCAAGAAGAUAUUGGAUGCCGUUGGCCCCAAAUCGGUUUUAUCCCCAGCUGGGAGCUCACCACAGACACCCAUAACUCCGGCUGAGUAUCCAACCCCUACUGCAUAUCCCGGAAAGUUUGACCCAAAGGCCAUUGCCAAAUCAGUCACUUCGAAUACAGUAGCCCCUGCUGUUCUUGGUACUGACGUCGCCGUCCCAACGGCAAACAAGGCUGCGUCUACGACGACGGCCAGUAUACCUUCUCCUGCGCCCGCCAAGCUGUCUCGUCCUCUGAAAGCCACAGGCAAUGUCGGGGGCUUUGGGCUGGGCGCAAAAGCUGCUCUUGAAACCGAGAAACCGUCUGCCACCAAGACUUUGGGUUUCGGGGAUGAGGAGUCCACUCGCAAGAAACUUGAGAAGUUGCCAACUCCUCCUGCCGAGGAUGCCGGACCAGCUCUCGCGGCUGAGCAAGACGAAGACGUAGACAUGCAAGGAGAAGCAACAGAAGAAGACACAGCAGCGGCAGCUAUUGCUGUAAAUGAGCGACGGGACGAAAUUCUCAAAAAUGAAGCCGAUGACGUUCACAUGGAGGAUUCAGUGAAUGGACCGACCGGCACUGUGUCAAUGGACAUCGACGAAGCAGAAGAAGUGGAUCCCUUGGAUGCGUUCAUGUCGGAACUGCAAGGAGCCCAACCUACCAAAAAGACGACCGGGGCCACGUUCGCCAAAAAGGACAAGGGCCAACGACCCGAGGCGAUGUUCGGCGACGAUGAUGAUGUGGGUUUCACGGCAGUUGGUGACGAAGAUGCCGAGGAUGUUCUUGCCAUGGCAGCAAGUAAAAAGAAGAAACGGGAGAUACCUGAUGUCGACCAUACCAAGAUUGAGUAUGAACCAUUCCGGAAGCAAUUCUACACAGAACCCUCCAAUCUUGCUGAGAUGACAGAAGAAGAAGUCGCAAGUUUGCGUCUCGAAUUAGACGGCAUCAAGAUUCGCGGUACGAACGUUCCCAAACCCGUCCAGAAAUGGUCGCAAUGCGGAUUGGGCGUGCAGACAUUAGAUGUCAUUCAGAAGCUCGGUUACGAGAAUCUCACAUCUAUCCAAGCGCAAGCAAUUCCCACAAUCAUGUCAGGUCGUGAUGUUAUCGGCGUGGCCAAAACUGGAUCAGGAAAAACUGCUGCUUUCUUGAUCCCGAUGUUCCGGCAUAUCAAAGACCAACGGCCCCUGGCUAGUAUGGAGGGGCCCAUCAGCCUGAUCCUAUCGCCAACCCGAGAGUUGGCCACGCAGAUUCAUAAGGACUGCAAGCCUUUCUUGAAGGCCUUGGGUCUCCGUGCUGUGUGCGCAUAUGGUGGGGCCCCCAUCAAGGACCAGAUUUCUGAGCUGAAACGAGGAGCUGAAAUCGUUGUCUGUACCGCCGGUCGUCUCAUUGAUCUGCUGGCCGCGAACCAAGGACGAGUCCUCAAUCUACGCCGCGUCACGUAUGUCGUCCUAGACGAGGGAGACCGUAUGUUUGAUAUGGGCUUUGGGCCACAAGUCGUGAAGAUCAUGUCUAACAUUCGGCCGGAUCGGCAGACUGUCCUCUUCUCAGCAACGUUGUCCAAGAACAUGGAAUCUCUGGCUCGGAAAACUUUGCAUCAGCCUGUCGAAAUUACCGUUGGUGGCAAAAGUAUCGUGCCUCCCGAAAUUAAGCAAAUCGUCGAGGUUCGUAAUGACGAUCAGAAAUUCCAUCGUCUAUUGGAGCUCCUGGGAAACAUGUACGAGGACGAGGCAAAUGAAGACGACCGCACCUUGAUCUUUGUGGACCGUCAAGAGGCAGCAGAUGAUUUGCUCAAGCAGUUGAUGUAUAGAGGUUAUCCGUGUAUGUCGAUUCAUGGCGGCAAAGACCAGAUUGAUCGCGAUACCACGAUUUCGGAGUUCAAGGCUGGUGUCUUCCCCAUCCUGGUCGCCACGUCAGUGGCAGCUCGUGGAUUAGAUGUCAAGCAGCUCAAGCUCGUCGUCAAUUACGAUGCGCCUAAUCAUCUGGAGGAUUAUGUCCAUCGAGCUGGCCGCACAGGGCGGGCUGGAAACAGCGGAACCGCCGUGACUUUCCUGACUGAAGAACAAGACCGCUAUGCGGUGGAUAUCUCAAAGGCCCUUAAGCAGAGUGGACAAGAGGUCCCUGCUGCUGUUCAGACGCUGGUCGACUCCUGGAUGGAGAAGGUCAAGUCCGGAAAAGAAAAGAACAUGGGCCGAGGAUUCGGCGGUAAGGGCUUAGAUCGUCUGGACUUGGAACGUGAGAAUGCGCGAAUGCGUGAGCGAAGAGCAUACAAGACUGGUGAUGAGCCCGACGAGGAAGAGGAGAAAGAGGAGAAGUUGGAGAAAUCAAAUGAUCGGUUUGACAAGGCAGCCUCGGCAGUGCAGUCGGCUGCCGCACCAGCUGCAGCUCCUUUGUCUGGCAUUCCGAAAGGUAUUGACUUGGAUGGUAAAGUCAUUGUGCAUCGUACGGAGCGGGGUCCCGCCAAUGCAUCGAACAAUCCAUUGGAGAAGGUGGGCUCCGCCGUUGCUGAGAUUAACGCACGACUGAGUCGUGCAGGUGUCAUGAGAUCGGGUGUACCGAUUGAUAACCGCGGACCUGAUGCUGGCGCCUUCCAUGCAACGCUGGAGAUUAACGAUUUCCCUCAAAGAGCACGUUGGUCCGUUACCAACCGCACAAACGUGUCCAAGAUCUUGGACGCUACCGAAACUUCGAUCACCACAAAGGGCGAGUUCUAUCCAAGCGGGAAGCAACCUGGUCCAGGAGACCUUCCUAAGCUGUACAUCCUUGUUGAGGGCCCGGAUGAAAUCUCGGUUACCAACGCUAUACAUCAUCUCCGAAGUCUGCUUAAGGAAGCAACACUGGCAGCUGCGGAUGAUGAGGCGCGGGCUCCGGUGGGUGGCCGGUAUAAUGUUCUUUAA
This is a messenger RNA of Penicillium bovifimosum, 3504 nucleotides long. RefSeq lists its product as uncharacterized. The coding region runs from base 1 to 3504 and encodes 1167 amino acids. Gene Ontology annotation, molecular function: ATP binding; RNA helicase activity; nucleic acid binding. NCBI's taxonomy places the organism in Eukaryota, Fungi, Ascomycota, Eurotiomycetes, Eurotiales, Aspergillaceae. The record is from RefSeq and is a predicted model, not a curated record. The transcript has 4 exons. Gene Ontology annotation, cellular component: nucleus. Gene Ontology annotation, biological process: mRNA splicing, via spliceosome.